Messenger RNA from Musa acuminata AAA Group (dessert banana), 2860 nucleotides. RefSeq names its product disease resistance protein RPS2-like. Bases 130 to 2745 code for a protein of 871 amino acids. The transcript has a single exon. The record is from RefSeq and is a predicted model, not a curated record. NCBI's taxonomy places the organism in Eukaryota, Viridiplantae, Streptophyta, Magnoliopsida, Zingiberales, Musaceae. Gene Ontology annotation, molecular function: protein binding; ADP binding.
UCACUGAGAUUUGUAGGUUGCUAGCUUCUAUCUAGCACCAUGCUGUGACAACUAUGUCCAUCCGAGCUCACUGCACCACGUUUCUUCCCUUGGUUCAUCCCUCCGUAUCCCUUCUCUCCACGUACAACCAUGAUCUCCAUCUUCCGCUCCUUCCUCCGUUGCUUCAUUCGAGCAUGCAGAUACAUCAUCCUCUGCAGAGAGUUCCUCGACUCUCUAGCGGUGGAGAUCUACGAGCUCAAAAGCAAGAGAGAGGAUGUCGAGAGAGAUGUCGUCAAAGCUAGGAGAGGGGGGAAGCAGCCGAGGAGCCAAGUCAUGUGGUGGUUGGACCGGGUGGAAUCCCUCGAGAGCAAGUUCUCUAAGAUCAGCACAGAAUUCGAGCGAAGGUUGAUGCUUCCAGGAAAUCUUGCACCAAAUGUUUGGUCGAGCUAUCGGCUCAGCAGCAGAGCCGAUGAGAUGAUUGCCGAGGUACGCUACUUGAAGAGCAAAGGAUCCUUCGACCAGGUCGCUGACGAAGUGUUUCCCGAUCGAUUCGAGGAGGUGCCGAGUUCACCGACUGUGGGCAUGGAUUUGGUUCUCGAGCAGCUGCGUCGAGUCUUAGAAGAUGAUGCCGUAGGCAUCGUGGGAAUCUACGGCAUGGGCGGCGUCGGUAAGACGGCACUGUUGAGCAGAUUCCACAACGAGUUCCUCGCUGAUGCGACCCAUCUCGACGUGGUCAUCUUCAUCGAUGCAUGUAGAGGUCUGGGCGUCGAUCGCAUUCAGAGGAUGAUUGGGGAUCGUUUGGGCUUGUCACGGAAGAACAGGGGAUCGCAGGAGGAGAAAGCAGCAACCCUGUUCAGGGUCCUCAACAAGAUGAGGUUCGUACUGAUACUGGAUGGCGUUUGCCGUUCUCUGGACCUUCGAACGGUGGGAGUUCCCAUUCCCAAGCGGAGAUCGAAGUGCAAGAUCGUACUGGCGACGCGAAACGAAGAUCUCUGUGACCAGAUGGGCGCGAAGAAGAAGAUCAAGGUAGAAGCCUUACCAUGGGAUGCGGCCUGGAAGCUGUUCACGGAGACGGCAGGCGAGGAGAUGAUCGAUUCCCACCCGGGAAUCCGGCGGCAAGCGGAGAUUUUGGUGAGGAAAUGCGGUGGCUUGCCGCUCGUACUCAUCGCCGUCGCGCGAGCUCUGGCGAGCAAACGAUCUCUCGAGGAGUGGAAGCAUGCGGUGGCGAUCAUGAACAGCGACCCGGCCCAGCUUCCAGGCAUCGCAGAGCAUGUGCUUCGUCCCCUCAAGCUCAGCUACGAUCUGCUGCCCGAUGACACAUCGAGAUCCUGCGCCUUGCACUUCGCCUUGUACCGGGAAGGCUGUCGCCUUCACCAGAACUUGCUCCAAGAAUGCUGGAUCGGCGAGGGAAUUCUGGGCGACUUCGAAGACGUCGAAGAGGCCAACAACAGAGCGUGCUACCUCCUCGGAGUUCUGAGCGCGGCUUCGUUGAUCGACAGAGUCGACGCAAAUGGCUACACCAGGAUGCACCCGGUGAUCCGUGCCACGGUCUUGUGGAUAGCUUGCGAGUGCGGGAAGAAGGAGAACAGAUGGUUUGUGCGAGAAAGGGAAGGGUUGACGGAUGCACCGGACGCGGAGACGUGGGCAGGUGCGACGAGACUAGCGCUGGGGGACAACGAGAUAGCCGUGCUACCUGAAGCCCCCCAGUGUCCUGAUCUCGUCUCCUUGAAGCUCAAGAACAAUUUGGGUAUCGAGAAGAUACCUGACGGCUUCUUCGGGUUCAUGCCAUCACUCGCGGUCUUGGACCUUCACUCCACUUCCAUCAAGGAGCUUCCGCCGGGGAUCGGCAAUCUGGUUGGGCUGCAAUUCCUCGAGCUCUGUGGAACCAAGCUCAAGUCGCUGCCCAAGGAACUGGGAGCUCUGACCAAGCUGAAGUACUUGGGAUUGAACUGGACGGUCGAUCUCGCCAGCAUUCCCGACGGGCUCAUCCGUGACCUCGGUCAACUGCGAGUCCUGCGGAUGAUCGUGAGCUACAGGUCGUGGAAGGCCGGCUCGAGUGGCGAUGGCGUGGACAUGGGGGAGCUGGAAGCGCUGAAUCGACUGCGAAUACUGGACAUCACGGUGGGAACAGCUGCGGCACUGGAGAGGCUGGCGCAGUCGCGGAGGCUGGCGCCGGCCACCGUGGCGCUGCUGAUCAAAGGCUGCAGAGACUUGAGCAGCAUCGAGCUGCCGUCGGUUAUGGGGAAGAACAUGAAGCGACUGAAAUGGCUUCGGGCAUCGCAUUCGAAGGAGUUGGAGGAUGUGGUGAUCGGCGGCGGCGGCGGCGGACUGGAGAAUCUGGUUCUUGAGCAUCUGCUGAAAGCUAAGAUCGUGUGGCGAGGGAGUCACGGCCAGAAUCUUCGUGGCCUCUACAUAUAUGGCUGCAACGGGAUGGAACAGCUGAUCUACCACAAGGAGGACGAAGAAACCGAGGAUGGCAGAGCUUCGGGGGGUGUCGCCAUCGUCCCUUUUCCCAACCUCACGGAGAUUGCACUCCGCGGGCUUCCGGAGCUGAAGAGAGUGAGCGAGGAGAGGAAGAUGCUGGUGUUUCCCUCACUGGAGAGCAUGGAGGUGGCGGAGUGCCCGAAGCUGAAGAAGCUGACGCUGGUGGCGGAGAAGCUGAGAGAGAUCAAGUGUCAGAGAUCAUGGUGGGAUCAGCUGGAAUGGGAGGAGGAAGAUGAUGCGACCAAGUCCGCGUUCCAGCUGAUCAUGAAACCGCUGCAGUGAUGUCGAUGCGUCUACCGAUCUCCAUUUCCAUUUGUCUUGGAAUGCUUCGUUUUCAUUGCGUGUGUUUGCUUCAUUCUUUUGUAAUAUAAUAUGUGUAAUAUAAUAUGUGAGGACA